This is a messenger RNA of Argiope bruennichi, 1119 nucleotides long. Its product is annotated as C-factor-like. The transcript has 5 exons. Lineage: Eukaryota; Metazoa; Arthropoda; Arachnida; Araneae; Araneidae. The coding region runs from base 246 to 1013 and encodes 255 amino acids. The record is from RefSeq and is a predicted model, not a curated record.
CAAUCCAAAUUUCUGUCAUGAUCACAUCUGACGUCUGAUACUGCUCGCUUCCGCUUAUCUACUACAGAGCAUAAACAAAGAAACAUCAAUUGAAAGAGUUUUAUCUAAAGUCCCAAGAGCAAUGAAUCGUAUAUAGAAGGCAGCUAAGGUCCCAAAAGCAACGAGCCGUAUCUAGAAGGCAGUUGAGAUCCCAAGAGCAACGAGUCGUAUCUAGAAGACAGAAAGUGAUCGUUUUAAAUUUAAAAAUGGAAGCCGAAAGUGUCAUGGUCACCGGUGCAAAUCGUGGAAUUGGUUUGGAAUUUGUGAAGCAAUUAGUAAAACUGCCAAAACCACCGCGUUUCGUAUUUGCCACCUAUAGGAAUGAAAAUUCCAUACAAGAUCUCAAAGACAUACAAGAGAAGUGCAAAGAAACGCAAGUGGUCUUGAUCCAAAUGGAUAUUUCAAACUGUAACGACAUUGAAAAGGCCAAAAAAGUCAUUGAAGAGAAAGUUGGAGACAAAGGGCUCAAUCUUUUGAUAAACAACGCGGGAGUGGGGAUAGAUCUAGGUUUUCCCGAAAUAACAGAAGAGAAUAUGCUGUUUCAUUUCAACACUAAUACAGUUGGACCUGUCAUUUUUUUAAAGACAAUACUUCCGCUUCUGCAAAAAUCAGCAACUCGGGAUACCUCUGGCAUGAAAGUUUCCAGAGCAGCAGUCGUCAACAUAUCAUCCUUGAUGGGAUCGAUCACUGAACUCACUGAUUCGCAAUCUAAAGAAUUGUUAAAAGCGUUUAGUUACAGGAUCAGUAAGACUGCUCUAAACAUGGCCAUGCGAGUGAUUGCCCUCACAAUCAAGGACCAAGGUGUCCUGGUGGUGAACAUGUGCCCCGGCUGGGUGAAGACGGACAUGGGCACCGAACAUGCUACGUUGGAGCCCUCCGAGAGCAUUUCUGCCAUGCUAAACACUUUCUCCAACUUGAACGAAUCUCAUCAUGGAGCUUUCCUGGACAGAAACGGAAAUACCUAUCCAUUUUGAAAAGUGGAUUUUAAUGCUUCUUUUCUGUCUCAAAAUAAGACGAAUGCCAGUGAAGAAGUUAAUUACAUGGAAAUAAAAUUGGAAAAUAAAAUAGAAUUUAAAUUUU